AUGUUCGGCGAAUCAUACCUUGACGACGGGGCCUCGCGGGCGGUGCAAGCGGGUAGCCGGAAGAGCACGCCCAUUGAGUUACGCGCCACGAAUCCCGCGGGCGCCGUUCCUGGUGGCACGGACAGGCACCAGCAGCACCUACGCUCUGUGAAGGAAAUUAUUAAGACGCUGGAUGAAGAGCACGAGAUCAGCGGCCCCAAGGGCGGCUGCUGCUCUCGCAUCGUCGUUCCACUUCUUACGGCGUGCAUGAUCAUUGCCAUCUUUACAGCCAUCGUCUAUACAAACGGUACCGGAUCGAACGUCGGGGCCUCCCCACGUGUGGCGGUCAUCGUGCUGGAGGGGUUCUCAGGCACCGUCUUCCACGCUCUCAUGCAGUCUGGUGUGCACAUACCGAACAUCGCGCACCUGCUCUCCUCACCGAGUGGGGUGUGGGCUGAGUGCUCGACGAGUGUUCAGUCUAGUUGCGCCCGUGCUGUGGUGGUGGAAAACGACACCUCUGGGGAGGCGUACGUGAGUGCAGCGGCCGCGAUGACGUCCCUCUUCUCUGGUAUGCCACCACGCGCGCACCAGGUGUACAAUAGAAGUCUGGAAGGUAUGUCAGCGUACGCAACCACUUCCAAAAUGUACCCCAGUAUCGCGAAGCGCGUGAAGGAUGCGGGGAUGAAGGUGUCGGUGGUGGGCACCUCGCACGUCAUCAACUCUCUCAGCUUUGUCUCUGGCAGCUGCUCUCAGCCGGGUGUGCUCGACAUGGAGUGCGCUGCAUCACAAGCCGAGCUGUUGCGGUUGAGCAUCGACGAGUACUCGGGCAACGUGCAGCUGGACUGCCUGGCGCCAUCCUCGUGCAACAUGGACACGCGCAAGAUGAGUUCACCGACGAACCCGCAGAACUGCAGUGGCGGCCAAGCCGAGGCGCAGUUCACGCGCCAGCUGAACAGCAUAUUCGGCGGUCUCGCCUACUCGACCCCGACGCAGGGGACCGCCACGCAAAACACGGUCGCCGACAACCUGGACGACUCCCUCUUUGUCUUCCACUUCGACGCACUGGCGGUGCGGGCGGCUAGUGCCUACCUGCCGGAGUUCCAGUACAGCGCCUCCUCCAAGGAGUAUGUCGCGCAGGUGUACCUGCUAGAUGCAUUGGUGGGCCAGGUGAUCAGCUACGUGCGCGACCGCUCUCGUAGCCAGAAGGAGAAUUGGCUUAUCCUCGGGGUCUCCAAUCACGGUGGCAGUGGCAAGCGGUACGAUACCCCACUUUCCCUCUCCCCCGAGAAUACGAUCGCUUUCUUCAUGGCGACCUACACCAGCAACGCAAAGCGCUCUGUGACGCUGGCGCCGCUCCAGCGGCCAGUUACGCAGCUCGACGUGCUACCGACAGUGCUGACGUGGCUGAACGUAGCGCCGUACGACGUGGAGACGAACGCCGUGAUCGCUGGCACGAAUACGACAGCGGCGAGCCCGGCGGUGAUGGCGCACGUGGCGGAGCGGAUACACUUAGAAGGCGUUGUGCAGGGCAUCUGCUCCCCUGGCACCUCUCUGAAGGACUGCGGGUCGUAA
Molecule: messenger RNA, 1551 nt
Organism: Leishmania braziliensis MHOM/BR/75/M2904
Lineage: Eukaryota; Euglenozoa; Kinetoplastea; Trypanosomatida; Trypanosomatidae
Exons: 1
Coding region: 1-1551 (516 amino acids)
Source: RefSeq, a predicted model, not a curated record